Messenger RNA from Ogataea angusta, 1194 nucleotides. RefSeq lists its product as uncharacterized. Gene Ontology annotation, cellular component: cytosol. Gene Ontology annotation, molecular function: adenosylmethionine decarboxylase activity. Lineage: Eukaryota; Fungi; Ascomycota; Pichiomycetes; Pichiales; Pichiaceae. Gene Ontology annotation, biological process: spermine biosynthetic process; spermidine biosynthetic process. The transcript has a single exon. The coding region runs from base 1 to 1194 and encodes 397 amino acids. The record is from RefSeq and is a predicted model, not a curated record.
AUGGCGCCAUCAAUUUAUUCCGAGUUCAUCAACCACGACCUUUCCGUUUCUUUGGACUCGACCAAUGCCUUCGAGGGUCCAGAGAAGCUGCUUGAGAUAUGGUUUUGCGAGACUGAGACAUCCGUUGGAUCGGUGUUCCGCAACGGAACGCUUCGGGAUCUUCCUUUGGAAGGAGUCGAAGAAAUGCUGGAUCUGGUCAAUUGCAAGAUCCUGUCCAAGAUAGCAACCAAGGACAUGGAUGCGUAUCUGUUGUCCGAGUCAUCCUUGUUUGUUUUUCCUCAUAAAAUGAUUUUGAAAACUUGCGGAACUACCACCACCCUGUUCUGCCUUUCCAAACUUUUGGAAAUGGUGGUGGAAUACUGCGGAUAUAUCCAUGAUAAUUUCAAGUCCAUCUACAAAAUCUUCUACUCGAGAAGAAGCUUCAUGUUCCCGCACAAACAAAAUGAGAUCCACCGCAACUGGAACAAUGAGCUGAAGUGGCUGAGCAAGUAUUUUUCAGCCUCAAAAGCGAAAUCUUACAUUGUCGGCGAUCUGUCCAAAGACCAUUGGUAUCUCUACUUGAACGGGGAGGCUGAUGACAGCAGCUCCUUGCCAAAGGACAGGAAGGAGAUAGGAUAUCCUCUUUCUCCAUGCAUCAGCAAUGGUUCCGGUGCCUCCAAUGACGAAACGUUUGAGCUGCUGAUGACAGAGCUGGACCCUGUGUCCAGCGACAUGUUCCAGCUGUCGAAGCACCAGAAUGAGUGCCCCGAAAUGGACCCUGUCACUCAGGAUUACGGGCAUUUGCUUGGUCAAAAAAUGAUGUCCCGUAGCGGACUGGAUAAGAUCUUCAGUGGUUAUGCGCACAUUAAACAUGAUGCGUAUGCAUUUACCCCAUGCGGAUUCUCGUCUAACAGCAUUCUGGAUAAUAAUUACUAUUAUACUCUCCACAUUACCCCUGAAUCCGGCUGGUCAUAUGCAUCGUUCGAAACCAAUUAUCCAGGUAAAGCCAGAUGCGAGCUGCUCAAAGAGGUGGUGCAGAUCUUGCGUCCGGGCAAGUUCUGUGUGGUCUACGUUGAGGAGCAGGACGGCAAUAAAAAUGAAGGGGUGGCGUCUUUGAAAAGCGCCACCAUUCCGGGCUACAAAAGAGUGGACAAGAUCUUCUACGACCUCAAGUUCCACUACGGUCUACUAUAUUUGUACUUUGAAAAAAUAUAG